UUAAUUGAAAAAUGGCUGCUUGACCUUUUGGAGUAAAUAUGAUUUUUUUACGGUGGUUUGGUUAAUAUUUUUGUAUGUGUGGCGGUUAUUAGUGCUUCUUAUGACUCUGAAGAAAAUCAGGGACGUCUUCCAUGUAUCUCUAAUGCUCAGGUGUAAGAAAUCGCAUUACCAUUUACUUAUUUCCUAGUGAAUGGUCCCAUUUUAUUCGUUACCAUAGCUAUAACUAUGGAUUUAAUACAAGAUGAAGACAGGCGGAAGAGGCUACGCCUCCUCCAGGAGAAGAUCCAGGAUCCAAGAGGGAUUGGCAACAUUGAUUCCCUCUUGGAUACUGUCCAGGCCCUCCACACGGAUUGCGAUUAUCCAGCCAUGAGAAAGAUCAAAAACAUCGAAAUGUAUCUAAACAGAUACGGGGAUUUUGCCACUGAAGUCGUCAACCUUCGCAUGAAAACGGACGAUUUUGAGCACAUCAAAGUUAUAGGACGAGGAGCUUUCGGCAAAGUCCAGCUAGUUCGCCAUAAACACACUCGCCAAGUCUAUGCAAUGAAACGCUUAAGCAAAGCUGACUUAAUCAAACGAUCAGACUCUGCAUUUUUUUGGGAAGAAAGACAUAUCAUGGCUCAUGCUUCCUCUGAGUGGAUAGUCCAACUGCAUUUUGCAUUUCAAGACGCCAAGCAUUUGUACAUGGUGAUGGAUUACAUGCCUGGUGGAGAUAUCGUAAACUUAAUGUCGAAUUAUGAAAUUCCCGAAAAAUGGGCAAAAUUUUACACUAUGGAGGUCGUGCUUGCUUUAGAUGUGAUCCAUUCAAUGGGAUUUGUUCAUCGUGAUGUCAAACCAGAUAAUAUGCUUUUGGAUAAGUACGGUCAUUUGAAAUUGGCCGAUUUUGGUACCUGUAUGCGGAUGGACGAGGACGGACUUGUUAGAUCGAAUAACGUGGUUGGUACCCCUGAUUAUAUCUCUCCGGAAGUGCUUCAGAGUCACGGGAAGGGAAUUUACGGGCGGGAAUGUGACUGGUGGUCUGUAGGAAUUUUUCUUUAUGAAAUGUUGGUAGGCGAGACGCCUUUUUACGCAGAUAGUUUACUUGGUACUUAUAAUAAAAUAAUGUAUCACGAAAAUAAUUUAACCUUUCCUGAAGAAGUAGAAAUUUCUAAAGAGGCUAUAGCUUUAAUACAGGGUCUAUUAUGUGAUAGAACUAAACGUUUAGGACGGAAUAACGUUGACGAGAUAAAAAAGCAUCCGUUUUUUAUAAAUGAUCAAUGGACUUUUGAAAAUUUGAGAAACUCGGUACCUCCGGUGGUGCCUGAAUUAUCGGGCGAUGACGACACUAGCAAUUUCGAUGAUUACGAAAAAGAAGAAACGUCCGAAGAAGUGUUUCCAGUGCCAACUAGUUUUAUAGGAAACCAUUUACCAUUCGUAGGCUUCACUUAUAAUUCAGAUUAUCAAUUGUUAUCAGAAAGAAAAAAUGAUAUUGUAGAUAGCGGCAAGAUUAAUCAUCUCAACGAUAAAGACGCAAAUGCUCAAGUAACUAAACUACAACAACUCUUAGAACACGAAAGAAGUAACGUGGAAGAAUUGAAAGAAAAACAACGAAAUUUAAUUGCUCAAAUCAGUAGAUUAGCUCAACACGAAUCAGAAGUUCGGGAGGAGUCAUCCAAGUACGAGAAAGAAUUAACCAUCUUAAAACAUAAUUAUAAAGAAUUGCAACGUAAGGCCGAAAACGAAAACGAGCUCAGAAAGAAAACGGAGAAGUACCUAGCUGACAUCAAGCGAACUUUGGAAGAGGAACAGAAUAAAAGAACGCGCGAAAUGAACAACAACCAGCAACACAAUGACAAAAUCAACAUUCUAGAAAAACAAGUCAACGACAUGCAAGAAAAGCUUAAAGUCGAGACAGAAAAUUGCCAGAGGUUGCGGAAGCAAACCACGGAAUUAACGAUGGCUAAGGCGGCUUACGAGCAAAAAGUCGCUGAAUAUCAGGCUGUGUUACAAAAUUUGCAAGCACAGAGAGACAGUUUUCAAGCCGAAGUUGCCACCCUGCAAGGACAAUUGACCCAAGAAAUUGCAGCAAGGACGCAAACUUCGGAAGAAUAUCGUGUGAUGGAAAACCGAUUCCAGAAUGUUAACUCCGAGUUGGAGAGAAGUAUGCAACGGGAGAGGAAAAUCUUGGCCGACAAUACGCAACUGACUGAAAAAGUCUCGACUCUAGAGAAGGAAUGCGCAUCUCUAUGCCUAGAAUUAAAGGCAGCUCAAAAUAGGUAUCAGCAAGAGGUUAGGGCCCAUGAAGAGACCGAAAGGAGCCGGUUGUUGAACAAGGAAGAGGCUAAUUUGGAAGUUGUUAAAGCUCUUCAAGCAAAACUCAACGAAGAGAAAAGUGCCAGGCAAAAGGCUGAUUUAAACACUCAGGAAAAAGAGAGGCAAAUUUCAAUGUUGUCGGUMGACUACAGACAAAUCCAGCAACGACUACAAAAACUAGAAGGCGAACAUCGACAAGAAGUCGAAAAAGUCAAAGCUUUGCACAGUCAGCUCGAGCAGGAGCAACAAAAGAAAACCGUUUUACAGUCAGAAAUGAGUCAACAUAUUUCCGAAGUUGCGAAACUUAAAGCUCGAGAAUCUCAACUCGUAAUUGAAUUAAAUCAAAUUCAAGAGGCUAAAAAGAAGUUAGAGGAAGAUUUGUUCAAGUUGAAGCGCGAUUGGCAAAUGGAACAGCUCCAAAUGAAAGAAUUGCAAGACUCGUUUGAGACGGAGCAAUAUUUCUCUACUUUGUAUAAAACACAGACUAACGAAUUACGUGAGGAGUUGGAAGAGAAAAAUAAAGUUAAUAAAGAGUUUGAAGAAGAGUGCGCUUCGUUGAAACAUCAAUGCCAGAUAGCUUUGGCUCGAGCUGACUCUGAGGCUUUAGCGAGGUCGAUAGCUGAAGAAACAAUUGCCGAUCUAGAAAAGGAAAAGACGAUGAAAGAACUUGAGUUGAAAGAUUUGUUAGCCAAACAUCGAAGUGAAGUCAAUUCGAAAGAAGUUGUUAUUAAUUCGUUGAAAGAUAGAGAAAUGGAAUUGAAGAAAAUGAAUGAGCAYUUGUCGAAAGAGCGGGAAGAUAUAAAUCGGCAAUUGAAACAAUUGCAAGAGGAGUUUAGUAAGAAAUCAGGAAAUAGUGAAGAAAUUGAUAAGUUGAAGARCAAACUUCAGACUGAAUCACUGUUGAAACAACAAGCUGUUAAUAAGUUGCAUGAAGUUUUGAAUCGGAAGGAUUUGAGGGAGAUGAAAGGGAAGAGUAAGAUUUCUAAUGCGGAUUUGAGGAGAAAAGAGAAAGAUCUGAAGAAACUUCAACAGGAAUUAAGUCAAGAAAGGGAUAAGUUUAAUCAGACUAUUAGUAACUUCCAAGCUCGUAUACAGGAAUUAACGGCGCAAUGUAAUGAAGAAAUCGCUUCAAAACAAAGGCUACAGAUGGAGCUGGACAGCAAAGAUUCGGAAAUCGAACAGCUUCAAAAGAAAUUGGCCGCGAUUAACAGUGAGACAGCUUCGUUGAGCUCAGCCGAUAACGAAGGAGAUGAAAUAAAUUCCGAUUCAAUGAUCGAGGGUUGGUUGUCGAUUCCGUCGAAACAAAACAUCAAAAGACACGGGUGGAAGAAACAAUACGUUGUAGUGUCAAGUCGGAAAAUAAUUUUCUACAAUUCAGAAAGUGACAAGCAAAACACCGAUCCUGUGAUUGUUCUUGAUCUCUGCAAAGUGUUUCACGUGCGUUCGGUCACACAGGGUGACGUCAUUAGGGCCGAUUCCAAAGACAUCCCUAGGAUAUUUCAAUUGUUGUAUGCUGGAGAAGGCGAAGCGAGGAAAGCUGACGAGCAAAGCAAUUCGCUUGAUGUUAGUUCGAUGCGGAAUUUUGAAGACAAACCGGGUACUACGAUACACAAGGGUCACGAGUUCCUAAAUAUCUCCUACCACAUGCCCACGACUUGUGAAGUUUGUCCUAAACCUAUGUGGAAUAUGUUUAGACCUCCCCCCGCUUUAGAGUGUCGAAGGUGUAGGAUAAAAAUUCAUAAAGAUCAUUUAGAGAAGAAGGAGGAUACUGUACCUCCGUGUAAACUACAUUAUGACCCUUCUUAUGCCAAAGAACUUCUCCUGCUUGCCCCUUCAAUAGAUGAUCAAAAGCAGUGGGUGUGCAAAUUGAGCCGGAAAAUUCAGAAAUGUGGAUUCAAAGCCAACAAUUCCAAUGCCAUAGAUUCAGCUAAAAUAUCGCCUAGGGAAUCAACUCGUUCUAGUUUGAAGCCAUAUAUGAAUAUCCAGCAACGAUCUGCAACUCUGCCUGCUAAUUCUUCAAUGAGUGGCAAAUGACAUUUGAAUCUUCAAUUAAGUUAACAUUUGAAUCUUGAAUGCUUCUAGUUUCAUCACUAAAUACUGAUACAGAAUAUACUUUUACUAUCUUAUCACAUCACUGUAUCAAUCUUAUCAGGUUUUAAUAAAAUUCUUAAUAGUUUAUUUUGUUGUGGCACUAAAUCUUAAGAUACUUAACAGUUAUUCCAAAAGAUGUUUUUAACAUCAUUAAUGAAUUGUCUUAGUCGGUUGUUUGCUAAUGUUCGCUGAAAAUCUAACUACGACGCUGUACUAAUUAAAUUUUUGUAAAGGUGCUAAUUUUGUUUUGUAAAAAGUUUUUUUAUUAAUUAAGAAAUUCUCAAAUCAGAGCUUACGAGUUUUUUAACAUGACAUUCCUUACAGUACAGUAAUAAACUUUUCUGUUUUAGUUGUACAUUGUUUGUUUUUUGUUUAGAUUGUACAAAUAUUUUAAUGCGAAUUUUGAUUAUACAGGCUGGAUUAUCAAAAAACGCCUCAAGUAAUAACUCCAUUAUUUUGACAAUACUUCUUCGAAGAAAGUUGCAAAAAAAUGCCCACAAUCUGUUCAACUUCGAUCAAAGAAGUAUUUUCAUAUCUUCAAAUAGAAUGAAGUUAWGGCUUGUGGAGUUCUUAUAAUCCAGCCURUAUAUAAUUAUGUAUUUAUUAAUCUUUGUUUCUKUUCUUUUCCUAUUGUAAAAUUGUGCCUUAAACAUUCAUUCGUAGUUAUACUAUUGUAUUAACUACAACACCAAUAAGUUAUUUUUUAAUAUAAUUUUGGCAUUUCAGGUAGUAAAAUGAAACGUUUUUUGCCUUAUGUAUUAUACAAAAUGUAAACCAAAUGGACAAUUCUGAAUAAAUUGUUCUUAUUUAUUAAUGA
Messenger RNA from Tribolium madens (black flour beetle), 5197 nucleotides. Its product is annotated as rho-associated protein kinase 1. The transcript is spliced from 8 exons. Lineage: Eukaryota; Metazoa; Arthropoda; Insecta; Coleoptera; Tenebrionidae. The record is from RefSeq and is a predicted model, not a curated record. Gene Ontology annotation, cellular component: cytoplasm; cytoskeleton. Gene Ontology annotation, biological process: Rho protein signal transduction; cortical actin cytoskeleton organization; regulation of cell junction assembly. Gene Ontology annotation, molecular function: small GTPase binding; Rho-dependent protein serine/threonine kinase activity; ATP binding. The coding region runs from base 226 to 4323 and encodes 1365 amino acids.